This is a messenger RNA of Pyrenophora tritici-repentis Pt-1C-BFP, 666 nucleotides long. RefSeq names its product mitochondrial 54S ribosomal protein mL43. Gene Ontology annotation, biological process: mitochondrial translation. Gene Ontology annotation, molecular function: structural constituent of ribosome. Lineage: Eukaryota; Fungi; Ascomycota; Dothideomycetes; Pleosporales; Pleosporaceae. Gene Ontology annotation, cellular component: mitochondrial large ribosomal subunit. The record is from RefSeq and is a predicted model, not a curated record.
GAGAGAGAAGCACCGUCACUACCGCCAUUGAACGUCAACAUGCCUCUCUCGGCUAUCAAGACGGUCGCAAAGCCUCAAAAUGGCGUGGGCGCCUUUAUCCUGCCCUGCAAAUCCAUAACCUUCCACUACUGCAACUGGUGGGGCUCCUCCCGGGGCAUGAAUGCCUUCCUCAAGACCUCGUUGCCUACAUUCGCAAAGCGCAAUCCUCAGAUCGAAAUCUCUGUCAGCCCGCGGCCAAGGCACCACCCCGUAAUUAUUGCAAACUACAUCAACGGUGCACAACGGGCCAUUUGUGUCAGGAACCUGCAAAACGAGGGUGUAAGGGAAAAGGCGGAAAUGUUGAGGAAUAGCACGGGAGAGAAGAAUAGGAAGCUGGAUGGACGGCCGGUGAAGAGUCUCAACGAGAGUGUUAGGGGUAUCUGGAGUCCGUUCCACGGAAGCAAAAUUAAGAUAUGAGGGGCAUGAGGGAUACCUGAUUGCUGAACAUGAAGAGCCUGGAAGAUUACGAUGGUUGAAUUGGAAGAAGCAGGAAUACAGGCUGAGAAUCACGUGGAUACGCCAAAUAACGUCCCACCAGGUGUAAGAGAAGCAUCGGUGGCGCACAUUGAAUUGACCAUGCAUAGCGUCUGUACAAACAAUGUAUCAAAUACAAAACAUCAUGCAUCA